Mercurialis annua (annual mercury) is the source of this 387-nucleotide messenger RNA. RefSeq lists its product as uncharacterized. The coding region runs from base 1 to 387 and encodes 128 amino acids. Lineage: Eukaryota; Viridiplantae; Streptophyta; Magnoliopsida; Malpighiales; Euphorbiaceae. The record is from RefSeq and is a predicted model, not a curated record. The transcript has a single exon.
AUGACACAUGCCGCCUACAAAAGUUUGGGAAGAACCACAACAAAACUGCGCCGAGUCCCGAUUCCAUUAUCAGGAAUCGGAGGAUCCUCUAUCAACCCACUUGGCGCUGUGACUCCAGAGGUUGUAAUCGGUUCAGAGAAAGGAAUCAACAAAAAUAUCAUGUCCCUGUUCAACAUAGUAGACAUGGAGCUAACGUAUAACGCAAUCCUUAGAAGGCCAUUCCUCCAUGAUUCGGAUGCGGUCACCAGCAUAAGAGCACUAGCUAUGAAUGUGCCAACUGAGAAGGGAGUAGUAACACUAAGGGGAGACCAAAAUAUCGCCAAAAUCUGUUAUGACGAGUCCGUCGUUGACCUUCAAGGAAACAUGCAGGAAAAGGAUGGCGAGUAA